UCGGUCGUGAUCGGAAGUAGUCCUGGCUCCAGCUCCGCGUUUGGAUUUCCACCGGGCCCUCGGCCAAUCAGAGACAUCUGGACAAUUUCACAGCAGCGAAAAGUGGUCCGGGAAGGGGGAAGGACAGGCAGCUUUUCCGUGUGAGUUGGAGGGGUGAGUGAAAGUGAAAAAGUGAAAUUCAAGGUUGGAAAUGUGGAGAUAAGUGAUGGAGUGAGUGAACACGAGGAAAAACAGCUAACGAAGCUAAAAACACCUGACCGGAACGUGGACGACUAACUGCUGGUCCGGGUUCCAAGUGUCCACACGGAAACCUUACGAAGCGUGUUUUUCGCUCCAAAUCCAAUCAUCAUAAACUGUGCGCCUCGUCACAAUUGUUGCCAGAUUGGUUCGCGUUUUCUUCUCGUCUCUUCCCAGCAGAAGAGAUUCAGGUGUGUUUGUCUGCCCUGAAAAUUGUGCGUGCGUGGUGGUACACGUGCGUAGCGGUCGCCACGUGCGUGAUCAAAACGCGCGGAAUCUAUCACGAGCUUGGCUGGGAGCACCGUGUUGCCAGUUGCAGUGAGAAUCGUGAGAGUAGAACUCGCAACUCUCACGAGGAAGCGCGUCACUCACGGUGGUAUCGUCGUUCGGCUUCGGCUGUGGCGGUGUUCAAAGUGGGACCACCAGUAGUGCAUGGAAGUUGAUCCAGACGUCAGUACUUUCCGUGAUCGCAGAGUAGAAGGUCUCCGUCACCGGUGGAUCCCUUAGCCUCAUACCAAUUGUUGGAGCUGGAGGUUUGAUAGUGUGUUGGUUGGUAGUGGUAGUGGUAUAGUGUUGGUGAUGUUGCAACAACGGCUGGAUAUCAAUUAUAAGAUUGUAGAAGCUAGCUACCCGUGACAAAGUGAGGUGUUAAACGUAUAAUUUAUGGCUGCACUCGAAAUUCUUGUCUAAUUGAAGCAGAUUCACACCGGUGAAGAGGAGUGGGACAGCUGAGGAAAAUUUGAGGAAAAUUCGAGGAAGACACAAUUUGUUUGGGGGUGGUGGCGUUAGCCAAGUGUGAAACCUGUAUUUAACGGAAUUUGGGUCAAUCGUGGGGGAGGCGAAAAGGAAAAGGUGGAAAAAUUGUGGGAAAUCGUUAGUCAUACCGAGAGUGGCGGAACAGCUGAACCGUGAAAUCUCCCUGCAAAAACAUCAAAGGUGAAAAUUCGAUAGUAUUGUGUUCAAGUGGAAAACGUGUAUUGACAGCAUUAAGAAGAAGAAGAAGAAGAAGAAAAGUUCAGAGAACAAUUCAAAGGCAAACACACAGCACAACUCUCAGCGAAAUGGCCUUGUUCGUAGAAAUAUGAGUUGAAUCGGCUUGGCUGGCUGCUUGGCCUGGAAGCUGUUUUAACGUCUUUAGGAAGAAACGCGUUUGUAAACAUCGCUGAAUUCAGCAGCAGCAGCGACGACGAAGACGGCAACUACAAGGAGUGCAAAGAUUCCACCACGAUUCCAACACGGUACUUCGAAAGCAAGAAGAGGGAUCUAGAACUCAAGAUGAAAAACAUACCCGCCCUUCGGCAGCCACCUUGCGUCAUCGACAGUUUCCGUGGCAGUGUUGCCGGCGAUGCUGAAGCAGCGAGUUACGAGCAUUUUUGAGUUGAUUUGAACUCCCUCCCUCCUCCAGUGAAAAGGAAGGCUCAACCGUUUUGAGCAAGCCAGAGUGUGGUUUAGGGUCGGUUAGUGUAGUUUAAACGGGGAAUUUGGGAACAGGUCGGAAAAUUCAAACCUUUCCCACUAGAGCAAGCAAGCAGUGAAGUUUAUUCCGGGUGGAAGCUGUGUGUGUGUAGUGCAGUAGUGGGAGUAUAAUCCGCAAUUUUUCGACACGUCACCGACACGCGACACAGUUUCGGAACACGCUCUUUCCGGCUGAACGUCGUCAUAGGAGGCGUCAAAACUGUUGGAACUAGAGCGUAACCGACUCCGUUCUCCGACGACGCCGACACCCGCCAGAGCAGAGGACGAAAUACGAUAACACGGGCCUGUAGUAGCGGGCGGUAGCAACACACAGAAGUAGAAACAAGAUCAAACGAAAAUGGCCAUGAACAUCCACAAGUGGGAAAAGCUAUCGCCAAGUGAAUUCCAGCAGCUGCAAGAUCUCGCCUCAUAUUCGACGAAAAAGCUCCAGACUGUCCUGCAAGAGUUCUGCUCGCCAACGACACCCACAGCGACCCGCUUCCUUCCGGAUGGGGACAUCGAGUACGAAGGCUUCCGGCGCUUUCUGGACGCCUUCCUGGACUGCGAAACGCCCGAGGAGCUCUCUAAGCAUCUGUUCAUAUCAUUCCUGAAGCCGGCCCUGUACCAGGCCCAGCACAGCCAUGGCAAGGCCCUCUGCCAGAUGGCCGCGAUUAGCAGCAACGCGGCGUGCGCCCCCGUGACGUCACACAACCGAGGGUCCAUCCCCAACCUGAACAACAUCAUCGAUCUGCCGACGCCACAGCCUUCGCAGGAAUCGCAGCGGAACAGCUUCGUGGAAAGGAUUCACGGCAUCACGGACAAGCUGCAGUCCCUUGGGGGCCAUCUGGGCCACGAUAGCGGAGGCGGUGGGGAUCGGCAGGGCAAGAGUGGAACGGUACACCCGAUGCUGACGGUGACACCGAGCCCGAUGGGAGGCAGCACCUCGAUCCUGCCCGCCCCGUUUCGCCGGUCCGCCGACUCCAGCCCCUCGCACAGUCACUCCCACAGCCACUCGCAAAUCUCGCGGAACUCGUCGCGCAAGAGCAACAACUCCGUCAACUGCCGGAUCGAAGAUAUUCGAUUACUUCCUCGAAAGCAGUCCUAUCUGGAUCCGCUGCUGUUCAAGGUGCCACUGAAGGAUGUCGUCUGCUAUCUGUCCCUCCUGGAAGCCGGUCGCCCCGAGGAUAAGCUGGAAUUCAUGUUCCGGCUGUACGACACCGACGGAAACGGCGUCCUGGACACCACCGAAACCGACGCCAUCGUAAAUCAAAUGAUGUCCGUCGCGGAAUAUCUCGGCUGGGACGUGUCCGAGCUGAGGCCGAUCCUCCAAGAUAUGAUGACGGAAAUCGACUACGACGGCGACGGGUGCGUCUCGCUGGAAGAGUGGCAACGGGGCGGAAUGACCACCAUCCCACUGCUGGUGCUGCUGGGUGUCGAUAACACGCUGAAAGAGGAUGGCUACCACGUGUGGCGGCUGAAACACUUCUCGAAGCCGGCUUACUGCAACAUGUGCCUCAAUAUGCUGGUCGGCCUGGGCAAAAAAGGACUUUGCUGUGUAUUGUGCAAGUACACGGUCCACGAGCGGUGCGUCCAACGCGCUCCGGCUUCCUGUAUCGCCACGUACGUCAAGUCGAAGAAGUCCAAAACAACCACCACCUUCCAGCACCACUGGGUCGAGGGCAACUGUUACGGGCGGUGCUCCAAGUGCCGGAAGCGCAUCAAGGCGUACAACGGCAUCACCGGGCUGACGUGCCGCUGGUGCCGGAUGAUGCUCCACAACAAGUGCGCCUCGCUGGUGAAGGCCGAGUGCUCGCUGGGCGAGUUCGCGAACCAGGUGCUCCCACCGACGGCCAUCUGUCCGGCCGUGCUAGACCGCCAGAAGUCCAUCAACUUUACCACCAACAACCGGGGGAAGAGCGUAUCAUCGACGAUCCACUUUCAAAUCAGCACUAGCGCAAACAUUUGUCCACUGUUGGUGUUCAUCAACCCGAAAAGUGGCGGUCGCCAGGGAGACCGGAUAUUGCGGAAGUUUCAGUACCUGCUCAACCCGCGUCAGGUGUACGACCUGUCCAAGGGAGGUCCCGUCGAGGGUUUGACGAUGUUCAAGGACGUGCCCAACUUCAAGGUGAUAUGCUGCGGUGGCGAUGGCACCGUGGGCUGGAUUCUGGAAGCGAUGGACUCGGUUGAGCUGCAGUGUCAACCAUCGAUCGGGGUCAUCCCACUUGGGACGGGGAACGACCUGGCGCGGUGUCUCCGGUGGGGUGGCGGUUACGAGGGAGAAAGCAUACCCAAAGUACUGGACAAAAUCCAACGCUCGUCCGUGGUCAUGAUGGAUCGGUGGAGCAUCGAGGUGAAAAAUCAUCCAACGACGUCCUGCGACGAGCUGCCGUUGAUUCCCACGCAUAAGGUACUACAGGUGACCCUUUCGGAAAACGUGCAAAAAGUGAUAGAGCUCUCGCAUAGAAUAAUUGUGGAAAAAUCUGUGAUUCAAUCGUGCGACGAAAAUAGUACAAAAACCACCGAGAUCUCGAUGGAGAACACGAAGCGUGUCGUACUGAGUGACAAUAAUGGCACCAGCACCGAGUCGCACCACCAACACCAUUCGAUGACAACGAUUUCAUCGUCGCACAAGGAAAUUACUCAGCAAACAACCCGCGCCACGAGCAAUGGCGAUAUUGUCAGCAAAGAACCAACGUCGUCGCCGCACUCGGAAACGGUCAUUAACGGCUCCAGCGAGUGUCACACGGAAGUCAUCAACGGUAGCGCAGACCCCGCCUCGCCGACCUCCCCAAAGGACACGGAAAUCGAUAAGGCACGUGCGGACGUGGAGGACGAAUCGGACGAGGUGGUGGCCUCACCGACCUCGACCACUGCAAAGGAAAGAAUUGUUGACCUACCGAAGCUUAUCAAACCGCAGGCCGCAUCAGAAUUCACCAUCCCGUACAACAUCGUCAACAAUUACUUCUCGGUGGGAGUGGAUGCCGCCAUCUGUGUCAAGUUCCAUCUGGAGCGGGAGAAGAAUCCGCACAAAUUCAACAGCCGGAUGAAGAACAAGCUGUGGUAUUUUGAGUACGCCACGUCGGAAACGUUUGCAGCAUCGUGCAAAAAUCUGCACGAAAAACUCGAAAUCGUGUGUGAUGGCGUUUCACUGGAACUGGCCAACGGUCCCCAGCUGCAGGGUAUUGCCCUGCUCAACAUCCCGUACACCCACGGGGGCUCGAACCUGUGGGGUGAACAUCUGUCCCAGAAACGGAUGCGGAAGGGACCGUUCCGGAAGAAGCUGAAAAACUCCGACAAAGAGCUGAGCGCCAACAGCUUCAACUCGGUGGACCUCUCGAUAGCGAUUCAAGACAUCGGCGACCGGCGAAUCGAGGUGAUCGGGCUGGAGAACUGCCUGCACAUGGGCCAGGUGCGUACCGGACUGAGAGCAUCCGGCCGCCGGUUAGCGCAGUGCAGCGAAGUCGUGAUAACCACCAAAAAGACCUUUCCCAUGCAGAUCGACGGCGAGCCGUGGAUGCAGGGACCGUGCACCAUCCGGCUAACGCACAAGAACCAGGUCCCGAUGCUGAUGGCCCCUCGGUCCGAGAAGAGCGGAGGAUUCUUCAACUUUCUCAAGAGAUGACUAUCACGGAAGCCCGACACGAACAGCGAUCCCCACGAGGCCUAGCCUUUAAGCGUGUCGGACGACGAAUCACGGGGUUGAAUCGGCCGGUCCGUUCCUUAAAAGUCGGCGGCAUCGCUCGCGUAACGAUGCCGUCGCAGCUGAACUAAAGCUUUAACCAAGAACCAAUGAAGAAACCAAAAAAAAACCCGUAGUUGAAGAAGAAAGAUUUUUGAAGUUGUUUCUGCUAUCAACUUGUACAGACUUAAUUUAAUUUAGAUACAUUUUUCCCUUUUACAAUUUAUAUCCAAUUGUCGAUUCCGGAUAAGUAGAUAACGAUUUCGUAUCGAAACUCGUUACAACUAGCAAAGAAGAAUCUCAACCUUUUCUACGAAAUGCUUUAGACCAGUCGCAAACCCAUCCAUUAGAAGAAAAAGAAGAAAAAAAGGUCACAGUUCCUCUGCACUCAGUAAUAGUGACUAUGCUCCUCCAACGCGUAACACAUUUCACCCAUACUCACCAGUCAGAACUGAAAUAAACAGAAAAGAAAUAAUACCCGUAUCAACCAUGUUCUGAACAUAUCUGCAUCGUAUGUUUUGGACAGUCGACCCGAAGGGACCUCCCCCUUCCUCUCAGUGUAAUCUGGUAAGCGAUUGCUUCCCUGAACACAAACAUACCCACAGCAAAGGUUUCUUCCCUUCACAAUUUUUCAUUUGAACACCUUACAAUCGAAUACACACACACACUAACAUUAUCACACAUACAAGCAGCUCGUUACGUUACCUGUCCUGUAAUGGAAAAUAGACAAAUUGGUAAAUUUGCAAUCAUUCUGGGAAAUCUGUUUAACAUUUAGAUUCUGGAUGGUUGCGUUUCUAGAGCACACUUUUUCUCAUUCUAACUGCUUGUUGGUGAGUAAAACAUGGUAUUUUUUCAGAAAAGAGUUAAUUCAACCAUGGCUAAAACAUUUUCCUCGAGAAAUGGCUCGUUGCACUUGAUUUAUCAUACCUGCUGCAGAGCAAUUCUUUUCAUUUGGCAUGAACUUUGUUGGUGUCUUCUUUUUAAACAAAACAGAUAUUUUGCAUCAUUAGUUCUGCAGCUCGUUGAAAACUUUGAUUUUUUCUGCACUCGUCGUUUAUCAAACGUUUAUCUAAUUUAUCUAACGAGGCUCUACCGAGUUUGAUAAAUACGACGAGUGCUUUAUAAUCACCAUUAUGCAACCUGUUGCAUAAGCCUCUAUUUUAAUAUUGGUAAAAUUGGGAUGAAACUUGUUUUUUUUUUGUAUGGGGACUUGUUGUUCGCAAAUUAAGUGGAAAAUUAAUUAUCCAAAAAAAAUUGCCGUUGUGGAGCUAUGGUGUCUUCAGAAGAGUUGUUGCAAAUAGGAUAGGGCCACUUGAAAUUGGUUGAAAAUAAGAAGUGUUCACGAUUAAGAUGUUUUAAAAAAUCUUGCUUUUCAAAAAUAUUUUUGAAUUUUUUUGCUGUCCUCUUGAAAGAUGUUGGGCUUGCCAAUCCAAAAAAAAAUUGUCGAAGACCCCAACUAGGGGAAAUAUACCCAUUAUAAUCAGUCUAAGCCGUUCAUCAUUUUUGCCGUUUUCAGUUUCAGAGCAACCUUUUUUUGUAUUUAAAUCAUUAAUUUGUACUUAAUUAUCAAAAUUAACCCCGCUGAAUCUGAAUAAGAAAAAUAAGAUGCAAAUAAGAAGGAACAACUUUUAGAUUGGUUGAAAAUUAGGGGGGUUCACAAUUAGGGAAUAUAAUUUUACUUUAUAUUAUGAGAUAAAAAUUGUGCAUCUUCGACAAAGUAGCUCAGGUUGGCAAGUCCAACAACUUUCUAGAGGACAAAAAAUCCCAAAAAUAUUUCUGAAAGGUUAUAUUAACAAAAAAAAAACUCCCUGAUCGUGAACCUCAUUAUUUCAACCAAGCCAAAAGUUGUAACUUCCUAUUUGUAGCAGCUUUUCUGGAGAUACCAAAAUUCCAGAACGGCACAUUUUUUUUUUUGGAAAUCUAUUUUCCACUAACUCUGUUGUCUCUCUCCUCUUUCAAAACAUGCACUAGUUAAUUGUAAAAACCUAUCGAAAAGUCGCUUUGCAUGUGUUGUGUAUCGAAUAGACAAACCUGUGAAAUCUGUGUUUGCAAAAGCCAAAGGCUUCAACUCUAUUAUAUACGGUAGGGAAUAUUACGUUUACCUUUCGGUUUCUCUUUAUUUUUCUACAAGCAAAAAUAACAACUAGAAAGUGAUUUGGGUGGGCUUGCGCAAAUAGAAAGAAAAGUAAAAAACGCAGCCACGUGGAACGGGAUUGACUAUUCUGUGCUGGACGGCGAGAAGGGAGAAAUUAUUUUUGCUUCGGAAACACCACAGUAGCAGUUAACAACAUGAGGCUCAUAAGUGUACAUAUUUGUAGUUUAGCAUUCAUGUUCGAGCAUUUCACCAGUCACUCAAAAAUAUCGAAAAUCGUCUGUCUGUAAGUGCAUUGAAUGAAAAGAAAAUUACGGUGAAAAGUGCAGUAUUAGCUACAAUAUAAAAAAAACUUUAAAAAUAUAAACUGAAAUUCUAAAGUAGCUCUGUAAGGAAAACUGAAAACAUUACACGCAGAAUUUGACGAUAUUGUAGUUAGCGAAAUGCAUGAAAAAUCGAGUAUUCUAAAGAAUAAAUAUAUGAAAAGUUGAGUAGUUUAGACAACUUCUAACAAAAAGUUACAUCUUUACAGCUUCAGUUUUAGCGAAUGUGAAACAAAAACAAAACCACUUUACUGAAAAAGAUAACUGUUACUUAUCUUGGUAUGAUUUAUCAGUAUUGCUUGUGUUUAAGUAUUUUUAUAACAAACGACGAGGACUCGAGUGCAGCGUACGCCAACCGCCUCUGGAUAGUAGUUUCAGGCCUAAAAUACUGAUUUUUAUAUAUAAUAACAAAACAUAUUAUAUAUCAGACAAGCAGAGAUAUUAUAAAACAAACUAAAAUAAUGGUAGAAAGUAAUGAAAACAUGGCAUAAAAAAAAGAUCGAAUGUAUAAUUCCUGUAAAAAAAAUCUGUAGAUGAUGGUUUUUUCCCAACCAACUAAAUCUUUGAAGUGUGCUUUGUUUGUGACUGAAAAGAAUAUUGUGCGUAUAUGCUACCAAGUAGCUAAAAUUUAAGAUUAUAUGGAACUCAUGUUUGUGUUACUUAACUUUGUACAAAAAAAAAUAUAUACAAAAACUGCUAGUUGAAUAUUUGUAGAAAUAACAAAUUUUAGUUUUCAAUGCGUUUAGUUCACUGCGGUAAGAAGAGUGUAACUUUGAACACAAAUAUACACGAAAGUUUCGGACCAAACGGGGCACUAUUAGAUGGCAUUUAGCAAAGUGUAGUCCUUUUCACCGAAAUAAUAUGUUUUCUAAUCCUAACCCAAGCGGUUCGAACAUGAAAUUUUAAAUUCCUUAGAAAUUCUGUACAAAUCAUAUGUUAUGAUUGGCACCAAUUUGUUUAAUAAAAACACAGUUUACGGAUGAAGAGAGACUUUAAAACGCAGUAUAAAAUGAUAAAUCAAACAUGAUAGUAAACUAUAGAGCUGUAGUCAAACUAAACAGAAAUAUAUUCGUCCAUCAAUUAUACCAAAAAGAGCCCAAUUAAAAUUAUGUAGAAGAUCUGUUAUAAAAAUCAAUCGCAUUAAACAAAACAAAGAGUCACCUACGGAUAAAUAUAUCAACUGGACAGAAUUAGAAAAUAAAAACACUUUUAGCGCUCGCAUCUGCCCUUUACCUCCUAAAAUCAAACAUACAAGUGAAGAAUACGGAACGAAUUAAAAUACGUUAAAGCCAUAACUGGAACCCGAGAUGUCUGUGUAUGUCGUCGGUUUGUUUCACCGAAACUAAAGUAUGUACUACGAAUAUGAAAGAAACAUGUGAUUUUAAAUGUAUAAAUUUAACCAUAGAAGCUAACGACGCGGUGACUGCUGAAUCCAAACAUACGCUAUUAUAAUAUUAUAUUUAUUACUAUUUUAUUAGCCAAAAGUACGGAGUGUAUAAUAAAACAUGUGUAAAUAUUAUAAA
Culex quinquefasciatus (southern house mosquito) is the source of this 9309-nucleotide messenger RNA. It is a transcript of the gene Dgk, whose product is annotated as diacylglycerol kinase 1. The record is from RefSeq and is a predicted model, not a curated record. The transcript has 20 exons. NCBI's taxonomy places the organism in Eukaryota, Metazoa, Arthropoda, Insecta, Diptera, Culicidae. The coding region runs from base 2051 to 5314 and encodes 1087 amino acids. Gene Ontology annotation, cellular component: plasma membrane. Gene Ontology annotation, biological process: intracellular signal transduction; lipid phosphorylation; diacylglycerol metabolic process. Gene Ontology annotation, molecular function: ATP-dependent diacylglycerol kinase activity; calcium ion binding.